Molecule: messenger RNA, 4758 nt
Organism: Oryctolagus cuniculus (rabbit)
Lineage: Eukaryota; Metazoa; Chordata; Mammalia; Lagomorpha; Leporidae
Source: RefSeq, a predicted model, not a curated record
GAGGAGCGCUCGCGCAGCCGCCCCUGACUGGAGCGGGCUCGGCCGCUGCUGCAGAGCUCAGCGCCCGGGCCCUGCCGGAGCCGGGUCUAGCAUGUGCCGCGGCUCCCCGGCGGCAGCGGCAGCGGCGGCGGCGGCGGCAGCUCCUCUGCAGCAGCGGCAGCAGCAGCAGCAGCGGCCGCCAUGGCCAAGGCCGGCGUGGAGCUCACCCGCGAGCUGCAAGACAGCAUCCGGAGGUGCCUGAGCCACGGGGCAGUCCUUCAGCAACACCGAGUGAAGCUGGAGACAAAGCCCAAGAAGUUUGAGGACCGAGUGCUGGCCCUGACGUCCUGGCGCCUCCACCUCUUUCCCUUUAAAGUCCCUGCCAAGGUGGAGAGCUCCUUCAAUGUCCUGGAGAUCCGGGCCUUCAACACGCUCAGUCAGAAUCAGAUCCUGGUGGAGACAGAGCGUGGCAUGGUGAGCAUGCGGCUUCCAUCGGCUGAGAGCGUGGACCAGGUGACGAGACAUGUGAGCUCUGCCCUCUCCAAGGUCUGCCCUGGCCCUGGGUGUCUUAUCCGCCGUGGAAAUGCAGACACCCCAGAGGGGCCCCGAGACACAUCCCCCAACUCCGAAACUUCCACGUCUACUACUCAUAGUGUCUGCGGUGGUUUCUCUGAGACCUACGCUGCCCUGUGUGACUACAAUGGGCUGCACUGCCGGGAGGAAGUGCAAUGGGAUGUGGACACCAUCUACCAUGCCGAAGAUAACCGGGAGUUCAAUCUUUUGGAUUUCAGCCACUUGGAGAGCAGAGACUUAGCCCUAAUGGUGGCAGCCCUGGCCUACAACCAGUGGUUCACCAAACUCUACUGCAAGGACUUGAGGCUGGGCUCAGAAGUGCUGGAACAGGUGCUGCACACCCUGAGCAAGUCUGGAAGCCUUGAGGAGCUGGUGCUGGACAAUGCUGGACUUAAGACGGACUUUGUCCAGAAGCUGGCCGGGGUGUUUGGGGAGAACGGGAGCUGUGUGCUGCAUGCCCUCACUCUGUCCCACAACCCCAUCGAGGACAAGGGCUUCCUCAGUCUGAGCCAACAGCUCCUUUGCUUCCCCACGGGCCUCACCAAACUGUGCCUGGCCAAGACUGCCAUUUCCCCUCGAGUGUCUGCUGUGCCCAGGGCUCCAGGCGCUGGGCCAGACUUUCGGGGCCAACCCAGCCUUUGCCAGCUCCCUGCGAUACCUGGACCUGAGCAAGAACCCUGGGCUGCUCGCCACAGACGAGGCCAAUGCCCUCUACAGUUUCCUGGCCCAGCCCAACGCCCUGGUGCACCUGGACCUGUCCGGAACCGACUGUACCAUCGACCUGCUUCUGGGUGCCCUGCUCCACGGCUGCUGCUCCCACCUCACCUACCUCAACCUGGCCCGCAACAGCUGCUCUCACAGGAAGGGCCGGGAGGCCCCGCCUGCCUUCAAGCAGUUCUUCAGCAGCGCCUACACCCUGAGCCACGUCAACCUGUCGGCCACGAGGCUGCCGCUGGAGGCCCUCAGGUCGGGGCGCUGCUUCACGGCCUCUCCCUCAACAGCCACCUCAGUGACCUGCACCUGGACCUCAGCAGCUGUGAGCUCCGCUCGGCGGGAGCCCAGGCCUUGCAGGAGCAGCUGGGGGCCGUCACCUGUGUGGGCAGCCUGGAUCUGUCUGACAAUGGGUUCGACUCAGACCUCCUGACUCUGGUGCCUGCACUUGGCAAGAACAAGUCCCUCAAGCACCUGUUCCUGGGCAAGAACUUCAAUGUCAAGGCCAAGACCCUGGAGGAAAUCCUCCACAAGCUGGUGCAGCUGAUCCAGGAGGAGGACUGUUCCCUGCAGUCGCUGUCGGUAGCAGACUCCCGGCUGAAGCUGCGCACCAGCAUCCUCAUCAAUGCCCUGGGCAGCAACACGUGCCUGGCCAAGGUGGAUCUGAGUGGCAAUGGCAUGGAGGACAUCGGGGCCAAGAUGCUGUCGAAAGCCCUGCAGAUAAACUCCUCCCUCAGAACCAUCCUAUGGGAUCGGAACAAUACAUCUGCCCUGGGCUUCCUGGACAUCGCCAGGGCCCUGGAGAGCAACCACACCCUGCGCUUCAUGUCAUUCCCCGUGAGCGACAUCUCCCAAGCCUACCGCAGUGCCCCAGAGCGCACGGAGGACGUCUGGCAGAAGAUCCAGUGGUGCCUGGUGAGGAACAACCACUCCCAGACGUGCCCCCAGGAGCAGGCCUUCCGGCUGCAGCAGGGCCUGGUGACCAGCAGCGCCGAGCAAAUGCUGCAGCGGCUGUGCGGACGAGUACAAGAGGAGGUGCGGGCCCUGAGGCUGUGCCCCCUGGAGCCUGUGCAGGAUGAGCUGCUGUAUGCCAGGGACCUCAUCAAGGAUGCCAAGAACUCCCGAGCGCUGUUUCCCAGCCUCUACGAGCUGGGCCAUGUGCUGGCCAAUGACGGCCCUGUGCGGCAGAGGCUGGAAUCGGUAGCCAGCGAAGUGUCCAAGGCUGUGGACAAGGAGCUGCAGGUGAUCCUGGAGUCCAUGGUCAGCCUCACGCAGGAGUUAUGCCCCGUGGCCAUGCGAGUGGCCGAGGGACACAACAAGAUGCUGAGCAACGUGGCCGAGCGGGUCACUGUGCCCCGGAACUUCAUCCGAGGGGCGCUGCUGGAGCAGGCGGGCCAGGACAUUCAGAACAAGCUGGAUGAAGUGAAGCUGUCUGUCGUCACCUACUUGACCAACUCCAUUGUGGAUGAGAUCCUGCAGGAGCUGUACCACUCCCACAAGAGCCUGGCCCGGCACCUGACCCAGCUAAGGACUCUGUCAGAUGCACCAGGAGGCCCAGGCCAAGGGCAGGAUUUGUCCUCCCGAGGCCGAGGCCGGAACCAUGACCACGAGGAGACCACAGACGAUGAACUCGGGACCAACAUCGACACCAUGGCCAUCAAGAAGCAGAAACGCUGCCGCAAGAUCCGGCCGGUGUCUGCCUUCAUCAGUGGGAGCCCGCAGGACAUGGAAAGCCAUCUGGGGAACCUGGGGAUCCCCCCGGGCUGGUUCUCAGGCCUCGGAGGCAGUCAGCCCACAGCCAGUGGCUCCUGGGAAGGCCUCUCGGAGCUACCCACUCAUGGCUACAAACUAAGGCACCAAACACAAGGGAGGCCCCGGCCCCCUAGGACCACCCCUCCGGGACCUGGUCGGCCCAAUCAGGUACCGGUGCCUGGGACUCGUCAGGAGAAUGGGACGGCCACCCGCCUUGACGAGGGGCUGGAGGACUUCUUCAGCCGCAGGGUCAUGGAUGAAGGCUCCAGCUGCCCGCGGACGCUGAGGACCUUGCGCCCAGGCCUCUCUGAGCCGCCGCUGCCUCCACUGCAGAAGAAGAGGCGCCGAGGCUUGUUCCACUUCCGCCGACCCCGGAGCUUCAAGGGCGACAGGGGGCCGGGCUCCCCGACCGCCGGACUCCUCCUCCCCCCACCCCCUCCCCCGCCCCCACCCCCGACUCAGGAGAGCCCCCCCAGCCCGGACCCCCCAAGCCUCGGCAACAGCUCCUCUCCCUGCUGGAGCCCAGAGGAGGAGAGCAGCCUUGCCCCCGGCUUCGGGGAGGGCCGGGGGCCUUCCUUCCGCAGGAAGAUGGGCCCUGAGGGGUCAGAGCCCUGGGAGGGGGGCCUGGCCCCUGGGACCGCACAGCAGCCAAGGGUCCACGGUGUUGCCCUUCCUGGGUUGGGAAGAGCCAAGGGUUGGAGCUUCGACGGGAAACAAGAGGGCUCGGGCCCAGACCUGGAGGGCAACACUCAGGCUUGGCAAAAACGGCGCUCUUCCGAUGAUGCAGGGCCUGGAGCCUGGAAGCCCCCACCACCACCCCAAAGCACCAAGCCAAGCUUCAGUGCUAUGCGCCGGGCGGAGGCCACGUGGCACAUAGCUGAAGAGAGCGCCCCCAACCACAGCUGCCAGAGCCCCAGCCCAGCCUCCCAAAAUGGGGAGGAGGAGAAGGAGGGAACCCCAUUCACGGAGAGGAUGGCUCCAGCUAGGAAUGCCAAGCUGCAGGACCCCCCUUUAGCUCCACGGCCCCCCAAGCCCGUGGCUGUGCCCAGGGGCCGCCGGCCCCCUCAAGAGCCAGGAAGCAGGGAAGAAGCUGAGACUGGGGGUACAGCUCCAGGAGUCAACAAACCCCGGCUGAGGCUGGGCUCACAGCAAGACCAGGAGGAGCCGGAGGUCCAAGGGCCCCCCGAUCCAGGCCGCCGCCCCGCCCCGCUGAAGCCCAAGAGGACACGGCGGGCACAGUCCUGCGACAAGCUGGAGCCUGACAGAAGACGGGCCCCUGACCCCACAGGUGCUGGUGGUGAGGGGGCGGGGCCUGUCCCAGCCCGGCACGGGGUGGCUGGCUCACCCUGCCCAGGAGACAGGCCCCCUUGAUCUGUCCCCGGCAGGAACCAGUGAGCCAGGAACAGACUGACGGCUGCCACAGCCCCCGGCCCUCCUCUCGACAUGUGCCUCACAAGGACUCAGACCCCCACCCGUCGCUGCUCCCUCGGGGCCUCCCGCCAGCCCCUGUCCCACAGGGACAACAUGGCAGAACAGGCCAUGGUGGAGCAGGAGGGGGGGGGCCAGAAGGGAGGGAGCAGCCCGGAGAGAGGGAGGCUCUCAAUUCCUCAUGCCUCGCUCUGCAGAGAGCUUCAGGAUGGGGGCCGUCUCCUCCCCCAGGAGGGCGGAUCUCUGUCCCUCUAUCCCCAGGGGCUCUCUCCCCACUUGUAUAGAAUAAAAAAAAAAUCACUGCCUGCCUCGAGU